UCCCGCGCACCUACAUGGCGACGGCGACAACGCCAGGCACAUACAUACACCCAUAGAGUCCUUGUCGCUCGGUGCACCAAUUACGGUGUAGGCGCAAAGCAAGCCUGCCUCGUCCGACACGUCUUUGCGUCCAGGGAAGCAAAAAGCUUUGCUCAGUCAUCACCCAAGGCGACCAAGUCUCUUGCCUCUGUCUGUCGCCUUUCACUCCGAACUACAAGGAGCUGCCCUGGAGGUGUCGAGUGUAUGCGUGUCGCAUGGACUAUGAGGUAGAUAGGCUCCUGGUUCUGCAUGUGUGAUAUUGGACAUUGAGCGUUAGCGUCCCUCUCUUUGAGAUUCUCGCGAUCCUCCACCCUCUUCUUCAGCACCUUCCACCAACCCCACGACCCUCCACAACAUGUCGGACAGCGAGUCGGACCAAAAUACGGCUCGACUGGAGCCCGAGCUGCGCGAGAUGAAGUUGGAAGCUGCGACCUCGGACGGUGCAGGUGAGAGCAAGGACACCAGUCAGGUAAAGGUCGAGGUAGAUGAUCGCGCGCCCACGCCUCUGGCCAUCCCUCCCCGGCUCAAGACGCGAUCCAGGACCCAGUCGCCCAUGACAAAACACGAAGUCGAUACUCCGUCGCCCGGAAGCGCCCGUGAAGAGAUCGUAGGUGGUGAUAUCACGCUGAAGAUGGAGCCCGGCAAGGCACCCAAGCUCUCGCGCACCGCGUCCCAAAAAGUCGUCUCACGACCGCCUCCGCUAUUCCUCGACCUCCCCGACUCUACUGCCGCCGCCAAAGAGACUUUCGUAGUCCUCCCAGAAUGCACGUACGCGAACAAGACCAUCGGCACCACCGACCCUGCGCUCGAAUGCGACUGUCAAGAAGAAUACGAUGCCACGACCAAGACAAAUCAUGCCUGUGGCGAAGACUCCGACUGCAUCAACCGCGCGACAAAGAUGGAGUGCCUAGGUGACUGCGGCUGCGGUCGGAAAUGCCAGAACAUGCGCUUUCAGCGGAAACAGUAUGCCGAUGUCACGGUUAUAAAGACGGAGAAGAAGGGUUUCGGUCUUCGCGCCAACAAGGACAUGGCUCCAGGCGACUUCGUCUUCGAAUACAUUGGCGAAGUCAUCGACGAGCGCACCUUCCGCCGCCGCAUGGGUCAAUACGACGACGAGGGAAUCAAGCACUUCUACUUCAUGUCCCUUACCAAGGGCGAGUUUGUAGAUGCCACAAAAAAGGGCAACCUGGGUCGUUUCUGCAAUCACUCGUGCAAUCCCAACUGUUUCGUCGACAAGUGGGUUGUUGGGGACAAACUGCGCAUGGGCAUAUUCGUCGAGCGUAGCGUCAAAGCAGGCGAGGAGCUUGUUUUCAACUACAACGUCGAUCGAUACGGCGCAGAUCCACAACCUUGCUACUGUGGUGAGCCCAACUGUAGCGGCUUUAUCGGCGGAAAGACACAGUCCGACAAUGCGACAAACCUUAGCAAUGAAACGAUCGCGGCUCUCGGAAUCGACGAUAUUGAUGGUUGGGGUACGGCAGUCGCCAAGAAGCCCCGCAAGAAGAAGGCAAGCGAAGACGAUGAAGAAUACGUUAGCAAUUUGCAGACCCGCGAGCUGGAAGAGGAUGCAGUAAACAAGGUCGUGUCAGCUUUGCGCAACUGCGAAGAAAAGUGGAUUGCUGUCAAGCUUCUCAGCCGUAUGCAGACCGACAACGAAAAGGUUCGCGCACGUAUCGUCCAAUUCCACGGCUAUAGAAACCUCAAAACCACUUUGUCUAGGUGGAAGGAUGACUACAAUGUUGUUCUCCAAGUGCUGGACGUACUGCACAGAUUGCCACGCAUUACUCGAAACAAGAUUCAAGAUUCUGGUAUUGAAGAGGAGGUAAGCAAGCUGACAGACUGCGGAGACGAACGAGUCGAGGAGGCCGCCAAAGAGCUAUUGGCUGCAUGGAGUAAGCUGGAAAUCGGCUACAGGAUACCACGGCUGAAGAGAGAUCCAAACGCAAGCACACCAGCUCGGACCGAGAAUCAUUAUGAACGACGCGAGAGAGCUCGUGAACGGUCCCGGUCUAGGUCAAAAUCGCCUUCCACGAUUGCGCCCAAAGGCCCAUCUGCAGCAAACAUCCCGUCCGGUCCUCGUGUAUUAAAUGCACCUCGCGGCCCAGCUGGCUUCUUCGCCACUCCACGACCAAUUAUGCGACCAAGGCCAUUCAACGCUCUUCCACAAGGCUGGUACCAGGCCACAGCCGAGAACGGUUCGACGUAUUUCUACAACCAGACUGGUAUCACACAGUGGCAAAGACCAACCCAGCCUGCAGAUGCCCCACCGCCUCCUCCGAAUAAGGCUAGGAAUGAGACGCAGCUGUUACAAGACAUCAUAGCGAGCAUAACAUCGAACAACACACCUACCGGGCCCUCCGCAUCUACUACUCCGCAGCCAGUCUCCAAUGAGGACACAGAACCGGCUUUCGGUCGUGAAAAGUGGCGUACUUUAUCAUUAGAAAAGCAGGAAAAGGUGUAUGAAGCGACACUUGCACCGCACGUCACGGCAGUAACGAAACAGUAUUACAAGAAAUUCGAAAAGCAGGAAAUCAAAAGACUGAGUAAAGAGGUGGCACAGAAGCUUGUGAGAGGCGACUACAAGUCCGGUCGUGUCAAGGACCCGACGGCUAGAAUAAGUUCCAACCACGAGAAGACGGUCAGAGAUGAGGUCAAGCGGUUCAUGGACAAGGCUGUCAAGAAGAAGCAAGAGCGACAGAAGAUGAAGGCCGCACAGAGUGGUGUGAAGUUAGACCUCACCAGCGAGUCUCCUAGCACCCCUUCAGGGCCAGCCGGUGAUGCUGAUGAGGCCUCUCCAUCCGACUCAACAUCCGACCUGAAGCGGAAGAGAGACGGAGAGGCACAAUCUGGCUCACCAAAGCGAACCCGAACGACUUCUGAAAACCAGCAAUCAGCGCCUCCACCUCCGCCUCCACCCCCAGCAACCACCGACGUCGAAGAAACUAGCCUCACGCCCAUGGACGAUACGUCCGCCAUGUCGUUUCCCGACUCCACAGAGAGAGUAAGCACGGGCAGCAAAAUGGCAUUUCAACUAGACGGUUACGGAAGCCCUAUGCAGCUUGCAACGCCCCCUACAAACGGCUCCAACGGCUCCGGUGAUCAACAGCAAACGCACCAUUCAGUCAACGGUGAACGUACCCACUCAUAGUAUGCCGAGAGUUAGUUGCUAGUCAUUCAAUUUCUGUUACAAGGUUCUUCACUAUUUUAUUCUUUGUAAUUCUUCGAUUGAAGGCGAUACGUUCGACUGUAUAUAU
Molecule: messenger RNA, 3293 nt
Organism: Alternaria alternata
Lineage: Eukaryota; Fungi; Ascomycota; Dothideomycetes; Pleosporales; Pleosporaceae
Product: histone-lysine N-methyltransferase
Exons: 2
Coding region: 395-3187 (930 amino acids)
Biological process (GO): regulation of DNA-templated transcription
Cellular component (GO): chromatin; nucleus; chromosome
Molecular function (GO): protein binding; histone H3K36 methyltransferase activity
Source: RefSeq, a predicted model, not a curated record